Molecule: messenger RNA, 683 nt
Organism: Paramacrobiotus metropolitanus
Lineage: Eukaryota; Metazoa; Tardigrada; Eutardigrada; Parachela; Macrobiotidae
Exons: 2
Coding region: 117-470 (117 amino acids)
Source: RefSeq, a predicted model, not a curated record
GCAGCAGAUUAAAUCGAUACAGCAGCUUCAGUCCAUCUUAUCAGUUUGGGGCAAAACAAACCAAAUACGUUACCUUUGUCUUAAAAAUUUUUUCAACAUUUUUUCAUAAUACGAAAAUGUUCUUCCGCACGGUAGUCGUUGUACUCUGCUUAGUUGCACAAGCGUUUGCCUGGUACGGCAAUAAUUUCGGAGGAUUUGGAGGGUUCGGAGGUGGUUAUUAUGGUGGUAAUUAUGGCAACAACUGGGGAGGAAGCAACGCAAAUGCGCUUGGUGGUGCUUCCGCGCUUUGGGGCAAUGCCGCAACAAGAAAUACGGCCUACACCAACUCAAAUCCAUGGGGUUCCAGUGGUUAUGCAAAUAACUGGUCUGGUGCGUCCGGAUUAGGAGCCAAUGCCUUUGGAGCAGCGAUGAGCAAUAGUAAUUACGGGAACAACUAUGGAAGAUGGGGAGGCUAUUACUAUAGACGAUAACUUAUUUCUAGACACUUUAUUAGAGUUAAUCCAGUGUUUGUGUGCAUAUCUAUAUAUGCAUCCAAAAAUUAGUGUACAACUGAGACACAAUGAAACACAGCUCGCUUUUGUUUUGCAACGCUUAUACUGACAUCUUAUGGGCGCGAAUUAUGAACGUACAAUAUGUUAUUGUUUUUGUUUCUGUGGAUUAAAUAUUAAAACUAUCGGGCAUUA